UUGGAACGGUCAUUUCCGUUCGUUUUACUUCUCCUGGCUACCCAGAUACAUGGACAAACAAUGGACGACACAGCCACGUUACAUAAAACAUUACUGGCAGACUACAACAAACAUAUACGACCAUCCGUUGACCAGUCUAAACCGGUUAUUGUCAACGUCACAUUUGAGCUAGUGUCUGUACGGGAAGUUGAUGCAAUAAUGGGGAAAAUAUCAGUAGUUGGAGCUCUGUGGCUUGUUUGGGAAGAUCCUAGAAUGAAAUGGAAUCCUUUCGCAUACAAUCAAACAUUUUCUACAACGGUUCCAAUUGCGGAGGUCUGGAAACCAGAUUUAGUUAUUGUCCAUCCUGUAGAACCAACUAAAGCUGUUGGUUUCGACCACUUCUGGUACCCAGUACGCUACUAUUAUAAUGGUAUUGCAGUAUGGACGCCAGGUGACGUCAUGACUACAACGUGUACUAUUGACGUCACCUAUUACCCAUUCGAUAUUCAAACAUGUGAAAUUUCAUUUAUGCCAUGGGGAUCAUUUAAAGAAGAAAUAUAUUUGCACGCAUCCCAACAAGAAGUUGCAAGACGAUUUUUCACUGAAAAUGGUGAGUGGGCUCUCGUUAAAGCUACGACAAGCCCCGGGGUCAUUGACGGUAUGUUUCCAACUUAUGUUGUUGUCCUCGAUCUUAAGCGACGACCAACUUUUAUAAUCGUCAACGUCAUUCUACCGAUUCUAUUCAUGGGAUUGCUAAAUGUACUUGUAUUCUUUCUACCCGCAAGUUCCGGUGAGCGCGUGUCUUUUGCUAUGACAGUGUUACUAGCAAUAGCUGUAUUUCUUACACUUGUUGGUGACAAUAUGCCGAAGACGUCACAGCCCAUGUCGACAAUAUGUUACUUCCUGCUGACUAACCUCGUACUUAGCUCUCUCAUCAUGAUUGUGACAGUCCUCAAUCUCAAUCUCUACCACAGGGGUGAUAAAACUACAGUACCAGAAUGUAUUUCAACAUUUGUACGCUUUGUAAAAUGUAAGAGCCUACCCAAACGUACCAAGGUUGAAAGCUUCACUAACGCUGAUGAUGAUGAUAUUGAUGGUGACAAAAAGACAAACAUGGAGAAAGUCGAUUCUAUAAAGUGGGCGGCACCUGCUGACAACAUUCCAGUAACAUGGCGUGAAGUUAGCGAAGUCGUGGAUGUUCUGUUUGGUGGAGCAGCCAUCUUGUGGCUAAUUAUCACGGCGGUCUCAUUCUUUUCUAUGGUCGCUACUCACAGCGUUCCUGGGGCUGGAAAAUAAUUUUGAUGAUGUCUUUUCCUCGGAUGUGGAAAACUAAAUUUUAUUCAGAAAUUAUGAGAUAAAAAAGAUUCAAAGUAAAGUGCAUUUAUAGUCGAACAAUGAUAUGUA
Molecule: messenger RNA, 1383 nt
Organism: Ruditapes philippinarum (Manila clam)
Lineage: Eukaryota; Metazoa; Mollusca; Bivalvia; Venerida; Veneridae
Product: neuronal acetylcholine receptor subunit alpha-3-like
Exons: 1
Coding region: 61-1275 (404 amino acids)
Biological process (GO): regulation of membrane potential; signal transduction; monoatomic ion transmembrane transport
Cellular component (GO): membrane; neuron projection; synapse
Molecular function (GO): extracellular ligand-gated monoatomic ion channel activity; neurotransmitter receptor activity; transmembrane signaling receptor activity
Source: RefSeq, a predicted model, not a curated record